Messenger RNA from Paraglomus brasilianum, 342 nucleotides. Lineage: Eukaryota; Fungi; Glomeromycota; Glomeromycetes; Paraglomerales; Paraglomeraceae. The record is from the annotation of a GenBank genome assembly.
AUGAAUUCAAAUAUUAGUAAUCUCCGACAAGCUGUCCUCCAUGCAUAUAGAAAUCUGUUGAAGACACAGAAACAAACAUUUCGAGGCGAUGAGCAGCUCAUACAAGUUGGCAGACUGAAGACAAGAGAAGAAUUUAUAAAACAUAAAGAUGAGACUGACAUUUCAAAAAUCGAAGAGUACAUUAAGAAUGCUGACGAUACUGCUGUCUUUCUCAAGAAGAAUGUUGUCCAAGCAGAAUUGAUUGACCCGAAUGGAACGUACAAACUACACCUGAACGAGCACCAUGAACUAGGAACGAACAAAUACCCUCGAACCGACCCAUCAACCAAAACAUGUUCAUAA